Molecule: messenger RNA, 1450 nt
Organism: Pararge aegeria (speckled wood butterfly)
Lineage: Eukaryota; Metazoa; Arthropoda; Insecta; Lepidoptera; Nymphalidae
Product: retinol dehydrogenase 13-like
Exons: 1
Coding region: 232-1185 (317 amino acids)
Molecular function (GO): oxidoreductase activity
Source: RefSeq, a predicted model, not a curated record
AUUUAAUAGUCGUCGUUGUUUCUUACUAUCUACACAGAUAAACGAUCGUCUUAUCUUAUAAAAUGCUGCUCCACGAAAAGAUACGCGGUUGCUACUGAUCGUGACAUAAUAUUUAUGACUAUACGACCUCGCUACGUGAUAACGUUAGUUAGAUAUAUUUAUUAUAAAUUGAAACAAAUCAAUAGUGUGACAAGUUUAAAUCGGUGCACUUGAAAAGUGAUAUUAGUUAAUAUGAUCAUAUGGACAGUCGUAUUUGUUUUUGUGUUAGUGGUUUUCACAUUAAAGUUAUAUCAAAAAAUAACUUGUGGUGUUUGUCGUUCAAGUGCUCAUAUGGUGGGAAAAGUAGUAAUUGUGACGGGUGGUAAUAGUGGUAUAGGGUUUGAGACGGCUAAAAAUUUGGCAGACCGUGGCGCUCGAGUAAUCAUUGCAUGCCGAAGCAUUUCAAGAGGUACAAAAGCGGCAGAAGAAAUCAUCGAGUGCACUGGAAAUAAAAAUGUUUUGUAUCGCCAUCUUGACUUAUCUAGGUUCCGUUCUGUGCGUGAAUUUUGUGAUGGUAUUUAUAAAACCGAAUCACGUUUAGAUGUUCUUAUCAACAAUGCCGGUGCUGGUGGACUUGGAAACAGGAAGACUGAAGAUGGAAAUCAUUUGGGAAUGCAAGUGAAUUAUUUUGGACCAUUUUUGUUAACAAAUCUAUUAUUGCCACUUUUGAAAUCAUCCGCUCCGAGUAGAAUAGUGAAUGUUUCUUCUGCUAUUCAUAAAUAUGGGGAAAUAGACUACGAAAAUUUAAACAUGGAAAAAUACUGGAGUGAUUAUUUAGUAUACGCAAACAGCAAGUUGUAUUUAAAUUUAAUGACACUUGAGCUAAGUCAAAGGUUAAAAGGUAAUGGUGUCACAGUUAAUGCUCUACAUCCCGGUGUCGCAGUAACAAAUAUAUUUAGGAACAUUAACAAUAGCAUAAUUCGGUAUCUAGUGGAAAUGUGUCUUAAUUUUAUUUACCAGAGUGUUUGGGAAGCAUCACAGACGUCUAUCUACUUAGCUGUGUCAUCAGAAGUGCAAGACGUAACCGGUAGAUAUUUUAGUAAUUGUCAAGAAAAUAAGCCAUCUAAAACAUCUCAAGAUCCAGACAUUGCAACGAGACUUUGGAAAGAAACAGAGAAGAUAGUAAAUUAUAAUAUAAAAAUGUGAUUCAAAGUAAGUUUUAGUCAUCCAUCAAUGACCAUCAAAUAGUCCAUAGUAAACAAGGUCCGGUCUUCAAGGUGACCGGCUGAGACUUCACAAAUAUUCAAAUACUGUCUAAUUAUAACCGUGACUUCACAGUCACGGUUAUAGUGUGCGUUAAAAUACGAUGUAAUAUGUACUUUGAACCUCUAUUUAAUUCGUGUUAAUUUGGGAUAGUAGGUAGUUAUUGAAACUACAAAAGUAUUUUAAUUUGAAAAAAAUAAAUUAAUAU